CAAAUUUUUGCAAACUUUUUUAGCUUAAAUGACAUAGAUUAGAUUAGUUAGUAGGGGGAUGAGUCAUCCCGGAUGACUAUUCGUCCAAUUCGUCAUCCGGUGCAAGUGAGGAUGAAUCUACUCAUGUGCGUCCCUCCUCACGACCUGCUAAAAAAAGGGCCAAAGUCGAGUCAGAAAGUGAGAAUGAUGACGAGGACUCUGGUGACGAUGAAUGGUCGGAUGAGGAUGAUGACGAGGAGGAAGAAACGUUGGAUGAGUGGAUAGUCGAGAGGAUGAAAGACUUUCACUCUCUAAAAGUUAAACGUAUGGGGGCUAACGAUCGUGUCAAAAUCUCGGUUCUCAAGAACUAUUGGGCAUAUGAGAAAGCGUUACUCUCCUCCACGGAGAAAGUCAUGCCCUUCACUCCUGCUAAAGAUUUCGUGAAGAAAUCGAAGUUGACAUCAAAGGAUAAGGAAAUGUUGGAUGAUGCGAUGAAAAAUUGUAAAAAAUCUGGGAAAAAUGCAGAGGCCAGAAAGAAGUACAAAUGUAGAUACAAGGACGACAAAGGAAAGAAAUGUGGGGUGUCAAAUUUCUAUACUCCGAGUAUGUUUCACAAACAUCUUGACACGCAUUUAUCUCUAAAAUUCUAUCGUUGCAAAAUCUGUUCACAAACAUAUCAACAAGAACCCGGAUGCUUGUCCCACAUCAAGAGUCAUCAAUUUUUGGACACAUUUUCUUGCAAGCUAUGCAAUAUUACUUUCACCCGGAAGGAUAAUCUAUCCCAGCAUAUCGAUGAAGGUCAUGCAGACACAGAUGGAAAAUUGUUUGAUGUUGAUAAGGAGGAGAUUGUCUUUCGACCACGAGUGCAAUCCGAUUUACUUGUUAAACCUAAAGGGAGAGGUCAGAUCCGUCAAUCUUACUUUGUCCCUGUGACCAAUCCAGAGGGAGAGAAGGAUGGAUUAGCUUGUAGUUUCACACAUAUGGAAGAUGUCAAAGAUGCGGCUCGGGGGAUAUUAAAGGGAGUCAAGAAAAAAGAAAAAUUGGGGACAGUGAGUACAGGAUGUGGAAGUUUGAAAGAAUUGUUGGCCCUUGGAUACACCUACGACCCCGAUGACGCAGUAUCGUUCCUUAUUUUCUCCCAUGGAAAGUACUCCUCCAACAAGGUGAAGCUUUGGUUGCGUCGUAAAUUGCAAGCCCACUGCAUCCACAAGCGAGAUGACCACAAGUUAAAAUUCAAGGAUAAGGAGAAGUAUCUCGUCAGAGCAAUUAAGAAAGUGUAUGAUAAGCUGCCAAAGUCGACUCAAAAGUUGGUAGAUAAAAUGUGAUUGUCUUGUAAUUGUUAAAUCUGAUUUGAUAAUAUUGUUAUAUAACUAGUCAUAUUUCUAGUUAUCAAUAAAACAUAAGUUAAUCGUACCUG
Folsomia candida is the source of this 1396-nucleotide messenger RNA. Its product is annotated as zinc finger protein 84. The coding region runs from base 273 to 1304 and encodes 343 amino acids. NCBI's taxonomy places the organism in Eukaryota, Metazoa, Arthropoda, Collembola, Entomobryomorpha, Isotomidae. The transcript is spliced from 5 exons. The record is from RefSeq and is a predicted model, not a curated record.